CAGGUGACCGAACUUAGUUACGUCGGUGUAUUUCGGAAGUUGAGUUUCUUGUGCUCGAUAUAACUACCUGUAUAUCUCUCAUUCUUGGAUAUGGAAAAUACACACCCAAACAAGCAAGAUCCCUUUGCUGAGUAUUUGUGGAUGGAGAACAUGGACGAUUUUGAUCGCGAAGUGAACGAACAACUCAACGAAGAAGAGUUCAUUCGCGCAUGUAUUGAACAACUGCUGGAUGAAGAAGACGAACGCGAAACAAUGACAGCGGCCGAAAUAGUCGCCCAACAGCAGUUACUGAGCUUACAGAGCAAAGAUUCAGUAAAUCAAGGAACGUCGCAAGGUUCUUACAGAAGUAGCUUUCAGGGACGUAACGUUUGCCCGAAUGGAUACAUGAAUGGCUAUGGCAAUCUCGACAACGAUUUGGUGAAGAGCAAGCUGAACCCAAAUGCCAAAGUGUUUGUGCCUCAGAAGACGAGGACAUCGUCAUCAUAGCUGGAAAUGAGAGCUGCGCAUGCCUGCCUGACUUGACCGGGUAUUAGAUAGACGGACUCCAUGUAUGAUACGAUGUACAUAAGUUUGCAAUUUGUGAAAGAGUUAAAAUGGAAUCCAGGCGGCUUUGUCCUGUCUAAAUUUCUGAUGUAUUUUAAUGACAGAUUAAAUUAAUAAAGCUCUUAUUUAAUGCAGA
Messenger RNA from Stylophora pistillata, 679 nucleotides. RefSeq names its product polyadenylate-binding protein-interacting protein 2. NCBI's taxonomy places the organism in Eukaryota, Metazoa, Cnidaria, Anthozoa, Scleractinia, Pocilloporidae. Gene Ontology annotation, biological process: negative regulation of translational initiation. Gene Ontology annotation, cellular component: cytoplasm. The record is from RefSeq and is a predicted model, not a curated record. Gene Ontology annotation, molecular function: mRNA regulatory element binding translation repressor activity.